Molecule: messenger RNA, 3587 nt
Organism: Mytilus trossulus (common blue mussel)
Lineage: Eukaryota; Metazoa; Mollusca; Bivalvia; Mytilida; Mytilidae
Product: trafficking protein particle complex subunit 10-like
Exons: 22
Coding region: 89-3511 (1140 amino acids)
Biological process (GO): intra-Golgi vesicle-mediated transport; early endosome to Golgi transport
Cellular component (GO): TRAPPII protein complex
Molecular function (GO): protein binding
Source: RefSeq, a predicted model, not a curated record
UAUUAAUCAACUUCCGGUUAAAUUUGUACUGGGUUGGAUUUUGACAGUUUAGAUAUAGAUUUAGAUCAUCAUUAAUACUACAUAUUUAAUGGAAGCAAAGCCAAUCGUAACAUGUCAUGGUGAUCAGACAAUAUUCUCAUCAUUACAUCCAACUCUAGUACAAACAUUGCCAAAGGAGACUACAGAAUGGAGAAGGUCAUACGGUAGACCACCAAAGACAGUACACAUUGAAGCCAGUUUUGUACCUUAUGAUGAAGAUAUACUACCAAAAGAAACAGACAAAACAUUAGUCAGCAGACCUUAUUUCCAUGUCUUCUGGGUAGAUUCUGAUUUAGAAACCUACAAACAGACAGCCAAAGAAGAACUAACAGAAUGGCAUACUGCACUGAAAAACAAUAACAUUCCUGAUUGGCUGAUUGUAGUUGUCAGUAACGAUGAUUCUAAAGCUAAAACUAAACUACUUCCAAGGUCAUCUGUCAUAGACAAGGUCAAAAAUGAUUUCUGUGGCAAACAACCAGAUAGAUGUAUUGCUAUCACAGAUCCAUUGAAACAGGAACAAAAAGGCCAGGAGAGCUGGACAGCCUUGUUACAGAGGCUGAGAAACCUAUUAUUACAAGCUUAUAAUCGACAUCUAUCUAAAUAUGAGGAGAACAUGAGACUGAUGAGGGAGAGGAGGAAUGAACCUGGAUGGGGAUUUAUACAGUUCUUUCUAAUACAGGAGGAGCUUGCCUUCAUGUUUGAGAUGUUAGGUCUGUAUGAUGAUGCUAUGAUACAGUAUGAUGAGUUAGAUGCUUUGUUUAGUCAGUUUGUUAUUACUAAAGUAUCAGGCACUGCUGUACCCUGGCUGACAAAUAACUUCUUAGAGUGUAAAUCGUGGGCUGGUAUCUCUCUACAGAAAGCUAUCAACCGUGACAGGCGAGACCAAAUAAAAGACAAUAAGGCUAGUCUGAUAGAGUUUAGGAAUUAUUUAUUCUCUAGACAAUGUGCAUUGUUGUUCUUAUUAGGGAAGCCAUCAGAGGUGUCCAGAAGAGCCAUGGAGUUCCUGUAUAACACUGUUCUGGAAGUCAUGAAACUUAAGAUAAGUGUCAUUCCUGGAGCCUUAGAUUGUUGGUCAUUUGUAAGUGCUUUAGAAGUUCUACAGACCUGUGAGAAAUACGAGGACUUGUACAAUCCAGAACUGUUCUAUUUGUACAGAGCUACACUUUGGGAUCAUGCUAGGAAAAAGCUGUACAGUUUGGGAGAACUAUGUGGUUUGAUGCCCGAGGAUGAUGUACAGCCUAGGUCAGAACAGUUGACAAUGGUGUUAGACUUAACCUCCGGAAUGGGAAUAGCGGAAGAAAAUGAUGCAGUUAAUGUAAACAACCAGCCAAGACCUAGGGAUAAACUGAGGGAGGCUCUUUCAUCAAAGGACUCAUUCCAGAAAAUUUAUUUGGAACUGUUAGAGCAAGCAAUGGGAACAUUUAAACAUAUCGGCAGAUACAGAUGUGCUCGUCUUAUAACCAAAGAUUUAGCUUUGUUUUAUAUGAGAAUGGGUCAUCCAGAGAAAGCUGAAAAUUAUUUAUCAGAGGCUGUGAAGAGCUACCAUCAAGAGGGAUGGUCACAGUUGAGCGAGGGUACCAGACUUGAUCUAGCUAGAUGUCAAGAGAAGCUCAAAAACAAACAUAAAUUUUUACAAACAGCAGUAUACAUAGCAAGUAGUUUAACAUUACCAGAGGCAGAUAGACGACAGUACUUGGAAAGGUUAUAUGAAGAAGCCAAAAACAGUACAGAAACUAGUCCCCUGAAAGCAAGUCCAUUGAUUACAGUGGAGGAAAUGUCAUUUACAAAACCUGAAGUUUAUAUAAACCAUGUGGUAGAAGUGGAGUUAAAAAUUAAAAACAAAGGACCAUGUGAUGUAUCAUGUGAUAAAAUAUGUCUGUCAUUCACUCAAGUCAAAUCUAGUCAGAAUACUAAGCCAGUAGUCAGUCGACAAGCCAGCGACACAAGUCUGACAGAAAAUGUAGCAAACUGUAGACCUAUAUCUAAACCUACUGCUAAUAUGAUACCGUUACAAGAGAACAUUGAAGGGAGUCUUAAAAGUCCUGUACUGUGUGGGGUGUCUUGUUUUCAGUCUAAAGAUUUACUUAGAAGGGUAGAUAGUGCUGGUAGUAAGACAGUUACCAAACAACCAGCUGUAAAGAAGGAGGAUUAUGCAUUGUGUAUUUCUGGACAAGAUAUAAUUCUGAAACCUGGAGAGAAUGUCAUUGUUUUGUCAAAGAAGAUUGAAAAGGUGGGAGUGUUUAGAACAAAUCAGUUUUGGGUGAAGAUUGGAAACCUAGAUUUGAUAAAGACAUUGGAUGUACAGACCAGUUUUACCUCAUCUUACCACCAACCUCUAUGUCAGAUUAACCCUACUUGUAGAGAUAAAUUGAUAAUGGGUAUAGAAAAUGAGGUGGAACUCAACAUAGAAAAUAGCAAUCUUAAUCUAGAAACUGGACAGCAAUUAGAAGUUGUGACCUCCUCUGACCUACAAGUUAAAACAUCUGAUGGUAGCAAAUUUCUUACCAUUGAUGAAAGUACAAAAGACAAAUCAUUGAAAUUUCAGUUCACACUCUAUCAUGAUAUUAUUGAAAAUGAAAGUAUUGAUUUUAUGAUUAAAAUAGCCUGUGACAGUUUUCCUCAGCCAUUACUUACAGGUGUAACAUUUGUUUCACCUCUGCUCGCUUCACACAAAGUGCAUACAGCCAACAAAAGGAAAUAUCUACAGAUAGCUCUGGAAGGACAUUCUGAUAGUAGUUUCACUCUACAGGAUCCAACAGCAUCUACAACUAACAAAGAUGUAGAAUUUAUAUGUCUCAGCAAGCCAGAUCAGAAAUGGAACGUGUAUAAAAGUCAACGUGUGUCCUACCUUUGGGAACUGAAGUGUAAUACAGAAAGUGUGAUGUCACUUCCUGUCUUCUUCCAUGUCAACUAUAUCUGCUCUCUAGAACAGAAACAAAGGACAUUCAGCUACACAUGCCAAAUAGAUAACUUUAGGACUCAGUAUCAUGUGAGAGUUACAGUAACACCACAGGGAGACAAUAAACACUGUCAAAUGAGUGUCCUGUCCUGUAUGAAAAUAGAAGUAACAUCAAUGUACUCCAAUUAUACUGAGGACAGAGUACUAUAUAGAGUGGAUGAUGACUCAUUCUGGGCAGUGUCUGGUAAAAGUGCAGGUUUACUAAAUAUUGCCAAUGGUCACGGCUCUAUAGAGAUUGAUGUGAUGGCAAUAACUGCAGGUCACCUGCCUUUACCUAAAGUUACUUUAUGUCAAUAUAAAGAGAACACAGAAAUAGUCAAACAGGAGAGUGUUGAAUCUGAACCUCCACCCUCACCAUCACCACAGAGGACUUCUCAAGAUAAUUUACUUCCGUUCCAGCAGGGCCAGGUCUACUAUGCCAGUAUUGCUAAACAAGUGCAUGUGUACCCAAAUUCUAUAAAUAGUCAUAUGGAAGCUGUAAUAGACAAUAAGUUAACAGAUGUAAAAAUAUAAAAUUUAUUAUUAUAAAACUUUAUACUUAUUUAAUUCUUUCCAUUUUAUCUGUGAUAAUAUAAAAUAAAGAUGUUCA